Messenger RNA from Caenorhabditis elegans, 165 nucleotides. RefSeq lists its product as uncharacterized. Lineage: Eukaryota; Metazoa; Nematoda; Chromadorea; Rhabditida; Rhabditidae. The transcript has a single exon. Bases 1 to 165 code for a protein of 54 amino acids. The record is from RefSeq and is marked reviewed.
AUGUGCAUGUUGUGGAGGCUGCUGCUGUAUGUGUCUGUGUGUAUGCUCACAAGAGCUCGAGACACCGGGACGGCUCAUGAAUUCCUGACGACGACGGCGACGCUGAAUGCGGCAGAAGGAGAAAAGAAAACGGAGACGCACUCGUGGAUAAAUUGGAGAAAUUGA